Molecule: messenger RNA, 191 nt
Organism: Amoebophrya sp. A25
Lineage: Eukaryota; Dinophyceae; Syndiniales; Amoebophryaceae
Source: the annotation of a GenBank genome assembly
CACUUCCUUAUCCUUUCGUUGGAAUGUAAUGCUCAGUUCGUAUUCGUCGCGCAGAAGACACCUAAAAGAAGCACAGUGUCCCAUAGCUUAAGCUUAACGAGUACUCAGCAUCGAUUAGUUAACGGAUUUUGAACUAGACGGGAAACGAAAACGGAUUUUGAAUAAAACUCACGGCUUUUGAAUGUUGUUGA